Messenger RNA from Caenorhabditis remanei, 4017 nucleotides. RefSeq lists its product as uncharacterized. NCBI's taxonomy places the organism in Eukaryota, Metazoa, Nematoda, Chromadorea, Rhabditida, Rhabditidae. The coding region runs from base 1 to 4017 and encodes 1338 amino acids. The transcript is spliced from 17 exons. The record is from RefSeq and is a predicted model, not a curated record.
AUGGAGAUGUUAAACCAAUCCAUAUCAACACCUGCACAACAACAGAAUAACAUCAACGGUACAGAUAUGAUCUCCAUCGGCAGCUACAUAAAACAGCAGCAACGUCAACAGCCGUCUCAAAUGAGUGGUCCCCAUCAACGGCCAUCAAAUGGAAGCAACAACUUUGAGCAACACGCCAUGAUUCCGGCAACAACAGGAGGCGACCCAGCAAAUCGUGUUUUCAACGAUCAGAAGUCGCCAAUUAAUGGCCACUUGCACCAGAACAAUAGUCUUUCGAUGCCACAUCAGAGUAUGAUGGAAGUGCAAAAAAAUAAUCAGCAAUCAAAUGUGAUGAUGUCGUAUAAAGUGGUCAAUGCAGGAAAUUCCGGACGACUACCUCCAUUGACCCUGAACAGCAAUAAUUACUCUAAAAACAUCUCCGUUCGCUUGAACAACGGAGCCAAGGAUCAUAACCAAUCGACAUUCCUGAACGCUUCAAUUCAAUCGCAACCACAAAUGAACCAUUGUGAGUACAAUCAGACUACGAUAACUCAUAACCAUGUAUCGUCCUCAUUGCCAAUGAAUGAGCAACUGUUUGACCAACAGUCAGGGAAUUCUCAACAAAAUAUGGAGGCAUCAAUCAGAAUGAAUACUCCACUGCCUCCUCAUCAACAUGUGGACCAGCAAACGCAGCAUGUUACUUAUCAUGAGCAGAACACACAUAUCCAGCAACAACCCGAUCAGACUCGGUAUAUUCGGAUAGCAGACCAGAAUCCAAACGUAUCAACCCAAUCCAUGCCAAUGAACCAAUCUCAAUUUCAACCUGCGCUUCAAACUGGAAACCAAAUGAUCUCCUCUUUCCAAGUCAAUCAAACGCAAGAGCAAGUACCUCAUCUGAGCCAUAUGGACCAGCCGCCACCCACUCAACAUUCCAUGAACUCGGUUCCUCAAUCCCAGUCACAACAACGUCUGGGUCAGACUGGUUGUAAUUCCAACCAGUUGAGGGUGCAGAAUCAGUCACCAGACAACGUUCCUUCAAACAUCUCAAUCAGCUCCAUCUCAUCCACUUCUUCCGGUUUCUCUAAUAACUCUGCGCACAAAAACUCGAAUAAUCCAAUGAUGAGCCCAACUUCUAUUCCAAUGAAUGCGAAUUCCACAACCCAACUGCUGAUGGCUAUCACCAAUAACUCCCCGAUCACUUCAGAACAACUACAAGAAAUACAAAACAUGACUUCUACUGCUCCAGACGGCACCGAGAUGCUUCUGAUGCAAGAGCCGCGUCUGAAACAGUAUGGCUCCUUGAAGGAUAUGUCAACUACUGACCUCAGACUUGAGUGCAAAAAGAGAAAGUUGACAUCAACAGGAACCAAGAUGCGUCUGUGUGAGCGUAUGGCCUUGUAUGAAAAUGAAAUCUUGGAUGAGAGAAACCAUCAACUGAUGCAAGAGUUUACCCAUCGACAGCAAAUGUAUGAAGCACAAUCGGCCACCCUGAAAGCGUUUCAAGCAAAGAAAGCUUUGCUGCAGGUUCAAAACAGUCAAACGGCGGGGUCGGUGUCAAACGGUGGUUCCACAUCCGGUACAGCGCAGUCUUCUAGUGAGAAUUCAACUUUGUCUCAUGCCAUGAACAACCAUAACAAGACAUCUGAAGGACCUCCUGCCAAGAAGAAACGUGUAUCCCGACCAAGAAAACCAGCCCAGCCAAAAGUUCAGAAGAAUGCUGUCAAACCGCAACUCAUCAUUCCUAAUGCAUCCAACCAGAUGUCCAAUUUGGCACCAGUUAGCAAUGAUAACAAUACUCCAACUGACAUUGAUGUUCUUCUUGGAAGAAGCAACAGCCAGCCAUCUAUGAACUUCGGAAACGUGGGAAACAAUCAGAACCACCAAUCUGGUCAAAACUCAGCACCUGUUUUUGGAAACGGAACCAGCCAAACUCCUGGCUCCACUGGAUUUUUCAUGAAGGACAACAGUUGUUUUUCUCAUCUUGGUUCAGGGUGCAGAUUGAUUUCCAACUCUAAUGAUGAAAGUCAAAACUCAUAUGGAGGCACUGCAAGAGCCUUCCAGGCAACUGUACCACCACCACCCGAAAACGCGCAAAUUCAGUUACAACAACAGAAUGAGCAGCAAAUGUAUAAUGGACCGAAGCAGACGGUACAACAAAGAAUGAAUUCUCAACCACAGCAGCAACAACAACAACAGUCUGUAGCCCAAUCUCGACCAAUAAACUUGAAUCAGCAACAAAUGAUCAGUAACCCAAACCAGGCAAUGUACACCAUCUCGACACCAACUACGAUGCAACAACAACAACAACAACAGCAACAACAACACAUGGUUCAUCCAAACCAAACAAUCUACAUGAACUCAACAUUGGCUCAACAAAAUGGAUUACAAUCCAGCCCUUGUGUCGCUGAUCAAGCUGGACCAUCUCCAAACAUGCCGAUUGGUGAUGCAACUGCCACUACAUCCGGUAGCCCAGUUGUAAUCUCUGCAGUCGCCGAAACAACCGAGAAUGCAGAAAUGAUGGAUAACGAAACAAUGCAAAAAUUGUUGUCGCCAGCGACAUUACGUGCGAGAGAAGAGCUGCUCACUCAACAACAAGCAAAGAUAAAUGAGCUGGUUGAUUUGAUACAGAAGAAUCAUAACACACUUCGAGACCAACAACAGCAAAUUAAUCUGGCGAAGAAACAGCAGAAAAUGAGACAACAGCAGAAUUCACAGACGGCUGCAUUAGAGAAACAUAUGAAUAGUAGAUGUAUUCAGCAUGCCAUGAAAAACCGUGCCAACUUACAGAUGCUAAGUGAACUAACUAAACAGCAAGAUAGCAUUCGUACUGCUGAAACAAGACUCAUCGAACAAUUGCACAUCAACACCGCUACCGAUGACAUUGCACGUUUGAUCAAACAGGAUGGAAGAACUGCUCUUGUUAUCGUGUCAUUACUACAUGACUAUCGAACAACACGCGAGCAGAAUAAUCGUGUAAAAACGACAAAGACCGAGUCUGUGGCUGAUGAUAAGAAUGCCGUUGUUGAAGUGGCAGCAGCUCCAGCACCAAAGAAGAAAGCCGCUCCACGUAAAAGACCAGCAGCUGGAACUGCAAAAUCUAAUCAGAGUAGAAGACCAUCACAGAAGAAAUCUCAACCACGGCCGGAUGUUGAAAUUGUACAAGUUAUCCCACCACCGACUAUUGAGCAAAAACCAAUCAUUAAUAAGGAGAUAUUCCAUCAAAAAACCCAGAACUUUACGGAGUUCUCCCAACCAGAAGUACCACGUAGACCACGUACUCAAUCGGAUGUAGAUAUGGAAGAAAUUUUCAAAACUGUCAUUGAGGCCUCUCGUAGUCCACAAAGUCAGAAAAACUCGGACAGCCAGCAACAACAAUCCGAUAAUGAAGUUAUCUCGCUUCCUUCUGAAGUAUCGUCCCCAAUCCGUACACAAAGUCAGAAUAGCGCUCAAUCUGUAUUUUCGGAUGUAUCCUACACCAAGAAUAUGAUGUACCAACAAGACAACUCCCCUCAACAAUAUACAAUGGGAGCUGAAACUGAAUCUAGUUGCUCACCAAAUGAAGUUUUGAUCACUCCAAAUGAACUGCUGCAGCAACAAGUUCAAAAUAUCAACGUCAUUGCUCAACAAGUUGAGAAAACUGAUGUUUUACCUCAAUUUGAACAGAGCACGUUGGACCAGGAACUGGGAACUCAUCGAUACUCUGAAAGUUUGAUGUACAACGAAGUUUCUAACAAUGACUUCUGUCAUAAUAAUGGAAUGGACUUCGAUUUUCCAGAUAUUGAUCAGAUGGUAGCUAAUUUCAAAGAUUCUGAGCCACUUAGCUCAUCUUUGGACGAUGUCGACUUGACAGCUCUUCUGAACUGCUGGACUGAAAAUUGUGACUCCAACCAAAUUUGUGGAGAUCAAACCGCUGAUCAUGAUAUAAUUAUGUAUGACCCAAACAAUUCGGCUAUGGGACAACAUGGUAUGGAAUGGAAUAAUUACUCCAACCACUCCAACAUUAUCAAUCAGGCUUUCGAACAAUCUCAAAUGCAAUAA